This is a messenger RNA of Myiozetetes cayanensis, 1870 nucleotides long. RefSeq names its product PHD finger protein 10 (gene PHF10). Lineage: Eukaryota; Metazoa; Chordata; Aves; Passeriformes; Tyrannidae. Gene Ontology annotation, cellular component: npBAF complex. Bases 1 to 1734 code for a protein of 577 amino acids. The transcript is spliced from 11 exons. The record is from RefSeq and is a predicted model, not a curated record.
AUGCUGCCCCUCCGCCCCGCGCUGCUGCCCAAGCGCUACCGCGGCGGCUCGGCUCCGCGCUCGCGGCCGGGCCGCGCGGCCGCCCGAGCGGCGGCGGCAGGAGCAGGAGGAGGAGGGCGUGGCGGCGGCGGCAGCGGCGGCGGGUGCCCGGCGGCGGUCCCGCGCGGCGGCGCUGGCGGCGCCGGUCCGGUCCGGCUGCCGGUCCGGGUGCCGGUCCGGCGGCGCGGGCCGGGGUCGCCGCGGGCUGCCCGGAGGGGGGCGGAGCAGGAGCCGGUGCGCCCGUGCGCGCGCUGGCCGGUAGGGGCCGCUGUCGCUCCCCGCAGGGCGCGGGGGGGCGGGGCCGGCGGGCGCGGCGCGAGGCCCGGUCGCGCGGCGGCGGCGGCGCUGCUCCUGGCCCAGCCGGCGGCGGCCAUGGCGGCCGUGCUGUCCCCGCGCCUCUGCGACAGCGACCCCGCCACGCCCGGCGCGCAGUCCCUCAAGGAUGACACAGAAGAAAAUUCCAAUGAUGGCAGCCAGCCAUCCAAAAGACGGCGUAUGGGCUCAGGGGACAGUUCUCGGAGCUGUGAAACUUCUAGUCAAGACCUUGGAUAUAGUUAUUUUCCUGCUGAAAAUUUGAUAGAAUACAAAUGGCCACCAGAUGAAACAGGAGAAUACUAUAUGCUUCAGGAGCAAGUCAGUGAAUAUUUGGGUGUAACUUCCUUUAAAAGAAAAUAUCCAGAUUUAGAAAGGCGAGAUCUGUCUCACAAGGAGAAACUCUACCUCAGAGAACUAAAUGUUAUCACAGAGACUCAGUGCACACUAGGUCUAACAGCUUUGCGUAGUGAUGAAGUAAUUGAUCUUAUGAUUAAAGAAUACCCUGCCAAACAUGCUGAGUAUUCUGUUAUACUGCAAGAGAAAGAACGUCAGCGAAUAACGGAUCAUUAUAAAGAGUACUCUCAAAUGCAGCAGCAGAACACACAGAAAGUAGAAGCCAGUAAAGUUCCAGAAUACAUUAAAAAAGCUGCCAAGAAAGCUGCAGAAUUCAACAGCAAUUUAAACCGAGAGCGGAUGGAAGAAAGAAGAGCCUAUUUUGAUUUGCAGACGCAUAUUAUCCAGGUGCCUCAAGGAAAAUACAAAAUCUUACCUACAGAGAGAACAAAGGUUAGUCCUUAUCCAGUGGCUCUCAUACCCGGCCAGUUCCAGGAGUACUACAAAAGAUACUCUCCAGAUGAACUUCGUUACUUGCCAUUAAACACAGCUCUUUACGAACCUCCUUUGGAUCCAGAGCUGCCUGCAUUGGACAGUGAUGGAGAUUCAGAUGAUGCAGAGGAAGGGCGAGGUGAUGAGAAACGGAAAACCAAAGGCAAUUCGCCAAAGGUCAUUCCAAAUGCUAUAUGUGGAAUUUGUCUGAAGGGUAAGGACUCCAACAAGAAAGGAAAAGCUGAAGCUCUUAUACAUUGCUCCCAGUGUGACAACAGUGGCCAUCCUUCUUGCCUUGAUAUGACCCCGGAGCUUGUUGCUAUGAUUAAGACUUAUCCUUGGCAAUGUAUGGAGUGUAAAACGUGCAUAAUAUGUGGGCAGCCUCACCAUGAAGAAGAAAUGAUGUUCUGUGAUGUAUGUGACCGUGGUUAUCACACUUUUUGUGUGGGGCUUGACGCUAUCCCUUCAGGUCGCUGGAUUUGUGAUUGUUGUCAAAAAGAACCUCCUGUACCCAGAAGAGGAGGAAGAAGGGGGAAAAACAGCAAAGAGGGCUAAAAAAACCCCAAAAGGUUGCUCUCCAAAACUUAAAUGCACAAAUUAAAGUGAUACUUUGGUGCUAUUUAAUCAACCACUCUAAGAGGAACAAUACCACUUUUUCUUUUUACCAAAUAAACUUUUAAAUAAUAUAUAA